UUCACAGGGGGGAAAGGAACUUGGACUUGGGAGCUCUGUUCAAGGGAGCGUGGAGGAGUUGUGAAGUUUGAGCUUUGAGUUUGCGGGCUGUCUGGACUCGUCAUGGCUGCGGCUGUUCGGGCAGUUCGAGCGCACAGAGGGUUUAUCUCAUUGACACGGCGCUGCAGCCACAGCACUGCUCUCAAACCUCAAUAUGACGCCGUUAUUAUCGGUGCAGGUCACAAUGGUCUUAUUGCUUCAGCAUAUCUGCAGAAGGGCGGGUUGAAAACGGCAGUACUGGAACGCAGACAUGUGCUUGGAGGAGCAGCUGUAUCUGAACAGAUUGUUCCAGGGUUCCACUUUUCCAGGGCCUCCUAUCUGCUCAGUUUACUGCGUCCACACAUCUACCAGGACCUGGAGCUCAGGAAACAUGGCCUGAAGGUGUACAUGAGGGACCCCUAUUCAUUUACCCCCAUAUUGGAGGAGGGUGUGGGAGGGGGGCCACCACGCUCUUUACUGCUUGGAGCUGACAUGGCAAAGAACCAGCAAGAGAUCGGCAAAUUCUCAGAGAAAGAUGCCAAGGUCUAUCCUGAUUUUCUAAACCAUUUGGAAAGACUGGCCUGUGCCAUCCACCCUCUUUUAGAUGCUCCACCCGUAGACAUUCCAGGAGUGACUCAGGGCUCUUUGAGAAAGAGAAUAUCUGCCCUGAAGAGCUUAAAACCUUUGGUGAAGUCUGGGAUGAAGUUGGGAAAGAAUAUACCAGACUUCUAUGAACUUAUUACGGCUCCAGUUAUGAAGGUUCUCAAUCGCUGGUUUGAAUCAGAGCCAUUGAGAGCAACGCUAGCCACUGACUCUGUGAUUGGGGCAAACACAAGCCCUAAUAACCCUGGAAGUGGAUAUGUCCUUCUGCAUCAUGUCAUGGGUGAGCUGGAGAAGGAGAAAGGAGCCUGGGGUUACGUGGAGGGCGGAAUGGGCGGUGUUUCUCAAUCAAUUGCCUGCUCUGCACGCUCUCUUGGAGCAGAUAUCUUUACAGAGAGAGAUGUUGGACAAGUUCUUAUUGAUCAGGAUGGAUCUGUCAGGGGUAUUGUGCUGAAAGAUGGAACUGAAGUCCGUAGUAAAGUGGUUCUGUCCAAUGCCACUCCUUAUGUCACCUUCAAACAGCUCACCCCACAGGAUGCCCUGUCAGAGUCAUUCAUCAGAGCUGUAGAUCAGAUUGAUUACACUUCUCCUGUUACCAAGAUUAACGUGGCUGUUGACAAGCUGCCUAAUUUCUUGGCCGCUCCGAACAGUGCGGAUGGAAAACCGGGUCCACAUCAUCAAUGUUCGAUCCAUCUGAACUGUGAGAGUGUGGAGCUACUAGAAGAAGCCUAUAGGGAAGGCCAGCAGGGACGCCCAUCCUCCAGGCCUAUGUUGGAAAUGACUAUUCCCUCUGUGCUGGAUCCGACUCUAGCACCCCCAGGCUGCCAUGUGGUGUCUCUCUUCACCCAGUUUACCCCGUUUUUGCUGGAGGGAGGCCGAGCUUGGAAUAAUAAGGACAGGGAGAGUUUUGCAGACACAGUAUUCAAUUGGAUUGAGCAAUACGCACCUGGAUUUAAAAAGUCUAUAGUGGGCAAAGAUAUCUUGACCCCUCCUGAUCUUGAGAAGAUCUUCGGUCUUACUGGAGGGAAUAUAUUUCAUGGCUCAAUGUCUUUGGAUCAGCUUUACCUGGUGAGACCUUUGCCCUCUGUCGCAGAUUAUCGUUCACCAGUCAAAGGACUGUACUUAUGUGGCAGUGGCAGCCAUCCAGGUGGAGGUGUUAUGGGUGCAGCAGGCUGGAAUGCAGCUCUCACGGUCCUGGCAGAUUUAAAGCGACGGUGAUCUUACUUGUCCACAUGUUUAUGGCCUUCAGCUGGGAAUGUUACUUUUCUGUGUCAAAAAGAGAUUGAUUGAGAGAGUGAUUGUUUUGUCUCACUAAGCCUUUGAAACACUCCCAAAAUGUUGUGCUGAAUUCCCUAUUUUUUCACUGCCAUUACAAAGUGUUUGUAAAAUUUGGAAUAUAAAAACAUGAAAAAAGUCAUAUUGAUUGAA
Molecule: messenger RNA, 2046 nt
Organism: Myxocyprinus asiaticus (Chinese sucker)
Lineage: Eukaryota; Metazoa; Chordata; Actinopteri; Cypriniformes; Catostomidae
Gene: pyroxd2
Product: pyridine nucleotide-disulphide oxidoreductase domain 2
Exons: 16
Coding region: 103-1836 (577 amino acids)
Molecular function (GO): oxidoreductase activity
Source: RefSeq, a predicted model, not a curated record